UAUUAUAUAUUAAGAAACGGAGACUGUAAUUUUUUUUGGUAAAUAUUUUAAAGAAAAUAUAAAUGUUAUCUAGAAAAAUUCAGACAGUUUGCUUUUCUGUAGAUAAAAUGAAGGAUACAAGAUGUAUGACAUCACUUUCCAGAUGUAGAUAAACCAUGGCAUUCUUUCACAGAAGGCAGAUAAUUGGCUCACAGGUCAUUAUAUUCAAAAUCAAAGAGAGGCGAAACCACGUUGAGAUAGAUGAAUUACGAGGAAGAGAAAGAGUUAAGGUCAAGAAAAAAUCAUCAGAAAAAGGAGUGUGUUGUGUACGAUGACAAUAUUGGUGUAGAAAACAAAUGGCACCUGCAUACCAAACCUGAAGGGAAAUUCACUAGCAUAGAAAGUGCGAAGUGUCUGAAGAAUGUUGUGGAAAGUUCCCAUAGCAUAGGAUCGUGCAGCAUAGAUGGCUAUGAAUCAAAAGGAAUUGAGAGAGCAUUACGGAAACCAAAUGACAAAGACCAAACAAAAUGUGAGGACCAAAUAUUUAAACAUACACCAAAGAUAGGAAAGAGUGCAAGAGAGUGUCGGUAUCAUAAUGAUGGAUACCGAUGUGCUUGUCUUCACAAGCAUGUGGAGAGAAUCGAAAGGAUUGUUCAUAAAAUUGAACGAGAUGUAAAAAAUGUGCCCAUCGUAUUGCGUAAUAAAAAUAAAACGGUGUUAAGAAAUAAGGGAAAGCAAACAUACAAUAUUUCCUUAUCAAAAUCAAGAUUGUUAGCUACAAGAGAGCAAACACCGAAAGCUGUUGAGAAACAUUUCAGUCAAUGUGCUGAAAAAUACUACUUAAAAACAAAAUAUACCUUAAGGGUUAGGCAUUCCCUCUUGUUAAGAGAAGAUAAAGAUACAGCUUAUCAAAUAUAUAGAAAAUACCUCAGAAUGCUUCCAAUGGCUCUUAGUUACUCACACAUUAUACAAAAUAUCAAAGAAAAAGUAAUGCAAUUGGAUCAAAAACCUAAUUCAAAAAAUCGUUCGGAAAAAGGAUAUCCCAAAUCAUAUAGAAGUGGUAAACAUUCACGAUUGCCCAAAAGUCUAAGAUUUUUACUUUCUGGAAUACAUCAAAUAGCAAAUCAAUCCAUUUAUCUCUACCCAAUAUUCGGUAAUCCAAGAAGCCUUGACGAAUUCGUGGAAAGAGAGAUUACUCAAAGCAAAGAAAACAAUGAACAAAAUUCUCAAUCGCAUUCAAUGAAUUUGGAGUUAAUCAGACUCCGAUCAUUUCACAACUUUCCUUCUUCAAACUCAGUUUCAACACUGAAACUUGCUCGUCAAGGAUUUUAUUAUUCCGGUGAAAGUGAUAAAGUUAUUUGUUUUGCUUGUGGGUUUCAAAAGAGCAACUGGCGAAAGGGGGAUGAUGUACAUGCUAUUCACCGCACCGCCUCUCCUGCCUGCCCACUUCUGAACUCGUGCUCUACAAGUAAUGUGCAAAUCAAUGGGAAUCAAGUAAAUGGCUUUGAUGACCAAUGUAUAAGUCGAGAAACAAAUUCCCAAGGAGCUGGACAUGAAAAUUUGCACACUAAUAAACCUGCACCCAACACUCUGAAAAACAAUGGGGUGGUGCAACAUACAGAGAGGAACAGAAACGACUUGCAAAAUGGAUCCAUACAAAACCAUUCUACAAGCAUAACGCAAAGAGAUCAGCUCACAAGAGCAAGGGCUCAACAAGAAAAGAUUAAUGCAUUUAUCCGAGAAUUAGAUCCACUUGGUAUAAACUUUGAUCGUCCAAAGUACCCCUCGUAUGCUGUGUUAGCUGUCAGAAUCAGUUCAUUCGCAGAUUGGCCUUCCAGUAUCAAUCAGACUCCCAGAGACUUAGCCAUGGCAGGGUUUCUGUAUGCAGGAUACGGGGAUUACACUCGAUGUUUCUUCUGUGGAGGGGGAUUACGGAAUUGGGAACCUGGGGAUGAUCCUUGGGUAGAACAUGCUAGAUGGUUUCCGAAGUGUGCUUUUCUGAGACAGAACAAAGGGGACGAGUUUGUUGCCUUGGUGCAGAUUGAACAUCAAGAGACAACAGAACAAUCGAAUGGUUGCAUUGACGACCAUGCGAAAGGAUUUGAGAAAACAAAGUCACAAACUCUGAAUGCGAAAACAAAUUCAGCAUUUUUAAGUUUACUGGAAAUGGGAUAUUCAAAUGAAAAAAUCCAGGAGGCAUUUGAUCUUUUGAAAGAAACAAAAGAGGCAAUACAUAUCAAAGCUGAAGAAUUACUAGAAAUACUUUUGGAUCAAGAGGACAGAAACUUAGGGGACAGGUUACCCUCCUCUGCUUCAGCCUCGUCAGAACUGACACAACAUAACACUGAAAAGACAAUCAAGGAACGAUCUGAAGGAAAUAUCAAAAAUGAAAAUGAUCUUGAGACACGUAUUCCAGAAAACAAAUGGGAUGUCAGUCAAUCAUUUUCUUCGAUGACACUAGAAGAUACAAGGUCACUCAUUGAAGAAAACAGAAAACUAAAGGAUCUCCGGCUUUGUAAAAUCUGUCUUGAGAACGAGGCUUCUAUCGCCAUGUUACCUUGUGGUCAUCUCUGCUGUUGUCCAGACUGUGCUCCAGCCAUGAGGAAAUGUCCGAUCUGUCGUCAGUUUGUCAAAGGAACCGUUAAAACAUGGCUAGUUUAAUAAUUUUCCGGGUCAUUUUUGUCUUAAAAAUACACUGUAGCACCUGAUUCACUAGAAUCUUUUCGACAGUUUGAUUUAAAUAUCUGCUAAAUUAUUUAAUAACUUUUGAGAUCUUAUCUUCUUACUUAUUCCUUUUUACAAACAGGAUCCGACCUAUUUCGGAUACUCAUGUAGAUUCUUGAAGUAAAGAAAUACUCGGAUAUUACACGGAUUAACUUUUUUUUGCAUGUAAAAUUGAUUAGAUAGAAGUGUUACCUUUUAUGUAAUUUUUCCCCUGACUAUCAUAGGAACAUAUAUGUAUUGUAAGUAAACGAUUAAUAUAAGCACCUUCACAAUGCAAUAUUUUUUCUACUGUUCUAACCAAGGCUAUCAAAUUUGAUUUUGAAACCAUCGAUGAAUAAAUACGUAUCCGUCUUAAUGAAUUAAUUGAAUAGAUUUUUACAAUGACAUAAAUUUUAAAAGAUUUGCUGUUCACACUAGUUUUAUUUAAAUCCUUUUAUUACAAAUAUAUAUUAAACUUCAGCAUUAAAUCAUAUCACUAAGUCCACAUUGGACUUAAUAAAAGCAAUUUUUAGAUAAAUGCAUGUUUAUAUUUUUUUCAAAUAUGAAAGUUCUAAAACUACAUUUGAAAUAAGAUAAUGAAAAUCAAACCUAUAAAAAUUGUUAGCAUAUAUUUUGGUAUUCUGUAUACAUUUUAAUUAAGUCGAGAUGAUGACUAAAAGACUAUGCGAUACCCUUUCCAACGAACCAACCAAAAAAUUAAGAUAUAAAAUUGUAUAAAAGAGUUCAGAAGCUUACAACACCAACGCAUAUUAGUGCAAAUAUCUUAAAUGAACCGGUUAAAGUACAAAGGAUGCAUGUAAGAGCAUGUGCUUGAUUUCUGCUUUGUCAAAUGCCAUGACUUUUAAAAUUUAAUUUUACGGUAUCCAGAUGUGAAGAUAUAAAUAGGGACAAGUGUUUAUAUUCAGUGCAGAUACACGGGCUCAGAUAUCAGAAAUGCAUCAAGUAUUUUAUACAGCACAUAUGGUGGGCAUAAUCACUAAUAGUUGGAUAAAAUUUUACUGAAAUUGAGAAAUAUGAUAUAACAUAUACAAAUUGUAAAGUAUUCAUGUAUUAUGAGCAAGUCAUUUGUCCUUUAUUAGAGGUUUAAGUAGGUCAUAUAUGAUAUGCCUCAUACAGAUUUCUACAAGUUGGAAAU
Saccostrea cuccullata (small rock oyster) is the source of this 3838-nucleotide messenger RNA. Its product is annotated as putative inhibitor of apoptosis. The record is from RefSeq and is a predicted model, not a curated record. Bases 241 to 2640 code for a protein of 799 amino acids. Gene Ontology annotation, cellular component: cytoplasm; nucleus. The transcript has 6 exons. Gene Ontology annotation, molecular function: cysteine-type endopeptidase inhibitor activity involved in apoptotic process; ubiquitin protein ligase activity. NCBI's taxonomy places the organism in Eukaryota, Metazoa, Mollusca, Bivalvia, Ostreida, Ostreidae. Gene Ontology annotation, biological process: positive regulation of protein ubiquitination; regulation of cell cycle; negative regulation of apoptotic process.